AUGGAUCCUCGAGGCCUCCCAAAUGAUUUCAUGUUCCAGCGUCUUGUCAAUAUCGCCAACAAUCAUGUCAAACGUGAUUAUAUCACACUGAUUGACUAUCAGGCGGAUUGCUAUGCCAACCAUGCAAAGCUGCUAGCUGAUGUCCUCGAGCUUCAGUCUAUCCUUUUCAGAAAGCUCUCUCGCGGGUCGCGAAAAGCAUUAAACUCCGCUGAACAUGUUGUUAUUCUGCUGUCUGCACCGGCAGGAUAUGAAUGGCUGGUCUCAUUUUUGACCAUACUGUCGUUAGGAGCAGUGGUCUCCCCCUUAUCGACGGAGAUCAAAGAAGCUGAAAUGGCGGAGCUCUCAAAAGAGACAAAUGCCGCUGCAAUCAUUUUAGGAAGUCUUUCACCUUUGAAUGCCAACAAACUGGCAAGUUCUUUGGAAUGUCCAGUUGUAGCUGUCAACGAGUGGCUCCUAGCGCAACCCUCUACACCACCAAAACAAUUCCAGACCAAUCAUAAGCAUGUCUUAGACGAGGAGUCCGCCGGAUACUUGCUCUUUACCAGUGGCAGUACUUCGAGACCCAAAGGGGUUCUCCAUUCACGGAACACUUUUACAACAGUUCUCAGUGGCCUAAUUAGCACUGGUAUUCUGAGUGAGCAAGACACUAAGAUUUACACUUUCGCGUCGAAUUUGGCAUCGGGCAUUGUAUAUUGUCUUUAUACCUUGCUAGCUGGGGCGAAGAUCGAAUUCUCUGCCGGGGUCUGGAGCCCAGAAUGGAUGUGGGAAAGGAUCCGGGAGGGACGAGCGACUGUUGUUGUUGACCAGCCUUCUCGCUACAAGGAGAUGGCUGAUUUUUAUUGGAAUGAGUUGUCAUUUCGUUCGGAGCAAGAGAAGAACGCAUACUUGAAUGGGUUGCGACACUUCCGCUGGCCCGCAGUGAGUGGUUCACAACCUACUGAGGCAUUCAGAGCAGGCUGGAACUCUAUUCCCGGCGCCACGCAUCUUAUCAACAGUUAUGGAAUGACCGAGGUUUCGGGCAUCACUGGGUUACCCCCAACUGGUGAGGACCCUUCCGAUAAAUGCACUGGUUAUCUGCUCCCAGGUGUCGAGGCAAAUCUCGAAGACGGCGAGUUGGGGGAGCUGUUAGUUCGCACUCCAAACAUGUUUAUGGGCUAUUUCAACCGGCCCGAUCUUACCAAAAUGGCUUUUGACGAGAAUGGAUUCUUUCGGACUGGUGAUUUCUUCGAGCGAAGGGGUACGAAAUAUUAUUUCCAUGGGAGAGUAAGCGUGGAUGUGAUCAACAUUCAAGGGCGGCUGGUCUUUGCGGCAGACGUGGAAGCACAGAUGUUGUCCCUACCAUAUGUCCAAGACGUCUAUGUGGUUCCUAUAUCGCAAAUGGGAACAUCAGAGAAGAUGGUAGCCGCCAUAAUUCGCCCAUCUGUUGGGACGGCUUCAAAUUUCCACGUCACAGUUGAUCAACUUCGUCGUGACUUGAAGGGUUUGGGAUUGGAGGAAUAUCAGAUCCCAGUCGCUAUUCAGCUCACUGAUCCAGACAGAUAUUUGCCAAUGGGCACUGGUGGCGAAAAGGGGAAGGCGCAGGCGAUAAAGAAGUAUUUCCCCGGUGAAUGGGAGCCGUCGUUGGAACGCGAGAAAGCGUGA
Messenger RNA from Penicillium brevicompactum, 1641 nucleotides. Its product is annotated as class I adenylate-forming enzyme family protein. Gene Ontology annotation, molecular function: medium-chain fatty acid-CoA ligase activity. The transcript has 5 exons. Gene Ontology annotation, biological process: fatty acid metabolic process. Bases 1 to 1641 code for a protein of 546 amino acids. The record is from RefSeq and is a predicted model, not a curated record. NCBI's taxonomy places the organism in Eukaryota, Fungi, Ascomycota, Eurotiomycetes, Eurotiales, Aspergillaceae.